AUGCAAGAUCUAACGAUAGGAUUUGAAGCUGAAACAUUCUGCCCAAAGCAGGAUUUGUACCUUAGUCCUUUGGCCAGGAUAGAAAUCACAAUAAAAUUGCCCAAGUUCACCAUUCCUGGCCAGUCAAUUUCAAAUUGGGAUCUCAUGGAACGGUUGAAGAAAGGUAUAGCUCCUCUAGAAUUUGCGUCAAUUCGUGUCACGGAAAGUUCUCUUGAAGGUGUAACUUUGGAAGCAGACCUUGUUGUAAAAAUACUGGAAUCUCUUACUGUGAAGGUUAGCGGAUUUAGUGACCCCGUACGAGUACGCGUUGCGGAGGCGAAAUAUGAAUUUCCGAGGCGCCAUGAUUGGGAUCUGUUCUUCAUGAAGAAUAAGUUGGAUGAAAGUAAACCUGGUGAACGGCCGGAUACUAUAUAUCUAGAGAAAAUACCCAUCAAGUGGUUCGCGGUGAGUGCAUUUCUUAUAUGUUUACUUAUUUCUUUAUUUUGAGC
Strongylus vulgaris is the source of this 488-nucleotide messenger RNA. The record is from the annotation of a GenBank genome assembly. NCBI's taxonomy places the organism in Eukaryota, Metazoa, Nematoda, Chromadorea, Rhabditida, Strongylidae.